This is a messenger RNA of Diaporthe citri, 1551 nucleotides long. RefSeq lists its product as uncharacterized. The transcript has 2 exons. Gene Ontology annotation, molecular function: poly(A) binding. Gene Ontology annotation, cellular component: nucleus; cytoplasm. Lineage: Eukaryota; Fungi; Ascomycota; Sordariomycetes; Diaporthales; Diaporthaceae. Bases 1 to 1551 code for a protein of 516 amino acids. The record is from RefSeq and is a predicted model, not a curated record. Gene Ontology annotation, biological process: regulation of mRNA stability.
AUGCCUGUCUCAGUCCAGCUGAACACCCCUCUGGCAGAUGCCCUCAACUCUGCCAUCCAGCCGAAGCUGGAGCAGUACGGCUGGGCCACCGGGGGCGCCGACGAUGCCGCCCUCACUGAAUACAUCAUCCUCAUGCUUGUGAACGGAAAGACACAAGAAGAGGUCACGCGAGAGCUAUCAACAGACCUCCUUGGCCUCGACCCCAACGACCCUGGCCUUCUCGAGUUCUCAAACUGGCUCUUCGCCACUAUCGACGCACUCUCUGCACAGUUCGGCUCAAGCGAUGCGCAAGUCGAGGCCACGACAGGAGCCGUCCCAGCGGCGUCGAGCGCCCCUGACGAAGACCAAGACAUGGACAUGAGCACAAACGACGGUAUCGCAGAAUUCAACGCACCUACAGGUCCGAAGGCUAUGCGUAACGGCGCCGACAGAGGUCGCGGAAAGCGGCUCGUGGGACAACUGAACCGUGCAAUGGACAGGACGCAUGAGAACGUCCUCCACCGCGUGCGCGGCGCCACCGGGAACGAGAGGAUCAACUCACAUACUCGCACACCCCCGACUGGCCCCCGCAUGGGUACCGGAAGGCAGCCUCGAGGGCCGAAUCAACGCGCAGCCAACAUUGCCCACGGCCUCGCAAACAUGAACAACAUGCCUCCCGGCCCAGCCGGCAUGAACGGCGGAGCUAUGGGCCCCAUGAAUGGCUGGGGGAUGAUGCAAGGCCAGCCCCCACAGUCGGAUCUGUUGCAAAUGAUGGAAGUACAGCAGCAGAUGCUGAACCAGAUGCAGCAACAGUUGAUGAUGCAGCAUGGUGGCGCGGCGAACGGUCAGGGACGUGGAAAGUCGUUGUUUGAGCGCGCGCAACACCCCAACCAACGAGGUAACUUCCGAGGCCGCGGUGGCCACCACCAGAAUGGUCGCAACAACGCACACCAGUCAGAGACGCCCAAGGCUGAGUCGGCUGAGCAAGGUGAGGGCGAUCAGGACAUGUCCGGUGUCAGGCGUGAGGCAGCGAACCCAGAGGACACGGUCUGCCGCUUCAAUUUGAGUUGCAACAACAAGGACUGCAAGUUUGCCCAUCAAUCACCGGCCGCGCCGCCAGGAGCAACCAUCGACGUUCAAGAUGUUUGCAGUUUUGGUGCAGCUUGUAAGAACUUCAAAUGUGUUGGCCGGCAUCCGUCGCCUGCCACCAGGACGGCCCACCAGAGUGAGCAAGACUGCAAGUUCUGGCCCAACUGCCAGAACGCUCGCUGCCCCUUCAAGCACCCAUCCAAGCCCCCCUGCCGUAACGGCGCCGACUGCAAGACCCCUGGCUGCGAAUUCUACCACAACCCGGUGAUGUGCAAGUUCCGGCCCUGCACGAACCGAUACUGCCAAUUCAAGCACGAGGAGGGCCAGCGGGGAUCGUUCCCCGACAAGGUCUGGACAGCUGAGGGCACGAAGGAGCACGUGAGUGAGCGCCAAUUUGCGGAUGCAAAAGCAGCGGAGGAGCAGGUGAUACCGGGCUCAGGAGAUGACGCUAUGGGUGGUACUGAGGCGACCGUGACGAGCUAG